AAGCAAAGACCGUCUGGCAACGAAAAAGACAUGCCUCUUCCGCGGAGAACCCCGUCGCGGUCUUUCUUUUUCCGGUCAUCAUGACUGGUAUCUCGAGCAAGCCUAUUAUCAUCGACGGCCAAGGCCAUCUCCUUGGCCGUCUCUCGGCAUUGAUCGCAAAGACACUCCUCCACGGCCAGCGCGUGGUUGUGGUGCGAUGCGAAGGCAUCUGCAUCUCGGGCAGUUUCUUCAGGAGUAAACUGAAGUACCUGUCGUUCCUGCGCAAGCGCUGCAAUGUGAACCCCAAGCGUGGGCCGUACCACUUCCGUGCCCCGAGCAAGAUCCUCUGGCGCACGGUGCGGGGCAUGGUGCCCCACAAGACCAAGCGGGGCGCCCUGGCCCUGGACAGGCUCAAGAUGUUCGAGGGCGUGCCUCCCCCGUACGACCGCAAGAAGCGCAUGGUGGUGCCCUCGGCCCUGCGGGUCCUCCGGCUCAACCCCAGGCGAAAGUACUGCACCCUGGGCCGUCUGGGCCACGAGGUGGGCUGGAAGUACCAGAACGUCAUCGAGUCCUUGGAAAUGAAGAGGAAAGCCAAGGCAGCCCUGUACUACAAGGACAAGAAGAGGGACAGGAAACUGUUUGCCGAAGCCAAGGUUCAGCUAGCGAAGCAGAUAGAGCCAAUGCAGAAAGUGAUUCAGAGCUAUGGCUACCGGGCGUGAUGAUCACCUGUUCAGUAAUAAAGUUGCUGGGAGGGCA
Ixodes scapularis (black-legged tick) is the source of this 735-nucleotide messenger RNA. RefSeq names its product 60S ribosomal protein L13a (gene RpL13A). The record is from RefSeq and is a predicted model, not a curated record. Gene Ontology annotation, cellular component: ribosome; cytosolic large ribosomal subunit. The transcript is spliced from 6 exons. Gene Ontology annotation, biological process: negative regulation of translation; translation. Gene Ontology annotation, molecular function: mRNA binding; structural constituent of ribosome. NCBI's taxonomy places the organism in Eukaryota, Metazoa, Arthropoda, Arachnida, Ixodida, Ixodidae. Bases 81 to 698 code for a protein of 205 amino acids.